AUGACAGUCCUGACAUUCAUCUUUAACCUGUUUGCACUGGUCGUCCUGCAGCGAUGGCGCCACGAGUUUGAUGAAGUAAGUCGGAUGCUGUUCUUCAAUCUCGCUCUCAUGAACCUGAUCAGUGGUGUAACUACAGGGAUCUUUGAUGGCAUGAUACGUUAUCUCGACCGAGGAGAGGUUUCUGAACGGUUAUGCCACUUUUUACCGUUCAUAGGCACCUACACGUUGUUCAGUUCUAUGUAUGAGGUAGCGCUGAUGAAUCUUCAGCGCUAUUUGGCGAUUUGCUACCCGUUUCGGUACAUCCGCUUCUCGACAGUCAAGCGAUUGAUUGCAUUAUUCGCUAUCCUCGAUUUCAUCUUAAUCAGCCUUUCCAUUCCGAUGCUACCCAUUCCUAGUUUUCCAUUUUAUGAAUUCGUAACCAGCCGGUGUGGUCAUGAGACCUUUACUGACGGAAUUGGCGGUGCCACAUUGGGCACCAACAUCUACAUCUAUUUCGCCGUAUACGGGUUCCUAUACAUUAUACCAUUCAUGAUACUGACCUACUGCAAUGUCCGACUGUUUAUCAUCGCAAGGCGAGUGGGUCUGCAAAAAUGUGUUAUCCCCGUACAACCCGAGGAAGCACGUAAAACCGAUUCCGGCAUACCAGGACUUAAAGGUCUUCGAACGGUUCUCAUUAUUACAUGUCUCUUCUACAUGUCUAUCGUUCCGACGUUCGUGUUCGCGUCUGUAUUGGUCAUGCCGGCUUUUUAUCUAAGCCGCACGGGUUACGACGCCCUCUAUUUUUUGGCCAAUGCGUUUCUGAUCUGCAGCUGCUGGUGGAAUGUCCCAGUCUACAUGUCUACGAGCGCUCAUUUACGUCGCAGGGCUAUAGAGCUGUAUCAACGUCUUAAGUGUUGCAAGGAAGCCCGUUAA
Molecule: messenger RNA, 912 nt
Organism: Lytechinus pictus (painted urchin)
Lineage: Eukaryota; Metazoa; Echinodermata; Echinoidea; Temnopleuroida; Toxopneustidae
Product: delta-type opioid receptor-like
Exons: 1
Coding region: 1-912 (303 amino acids)
Biological process (GO): G protein-coupled receptor signaling pathway
Cellular component (GO): membrane
Molecular function (GO): G protein-coupled receptor activity
Source: RefSeq, a predicted model, not a curated record